AUGGGAGUACCAGCAUUUUUCCGCUGGUUAUCACGUAAAUAUCCGUCCGUGAUAAUCGAAUGCGUCGAGCAGAAGACUGUCGACGAUGAAGGGAACGUUCACUAUGAGCCAAUAAGUAAUCCGAACCCGAACCGGGUCGAAUUUGACAACCUGUAUUUGGACAUGAACGGUAUUAUUCAUCCUUGUACACAUCCGGAAGAUAAACCUGCGCCUAAGGAUGAGGACGAGAUGAUGAUCGCCAUCUUCGAGUGCAUCGAUCGGCUGAUGAACAUUGUGCGCCCGCGUAAGGUGCUGUACAUGGCUGUCGAUGGUGUUGCUCCGCGCGCCAAAAUGAACCAGCAGCGGUCGCGUCGUUUCCGUGCGUCUAAGGAGACCGCCGAGAAGGCGGCCGAAGUGGCGCGUAUUCGCGAGGAGCUGGCACUCAAGGGUGCAAUUUUGCCACCAGAGAAGGAAAAGGGAAAUCACUUCGAUUCGAACUGCAUCACUCCCGGCACACCUUUUAUGGACAGACUGAGCAAAUGUCUACAGUACUACGUUCACGAUCGUAUGAACAGCAAUCCGGGAUGGAAGAACCUGAAGGUGAUCCUGUCGGACGCGAACGUACCCGGCGAGGGUGAACAUAAGAUAAUGGACUACAUUCGCAAGCAGCGCGUGCAGCCGGACUAUGACCCGAACACGCACCACGUGCUGUGUGGUGCCGACGCGGAUCUUAUCAUGCUGGGACUGGCUACACACGAGACGCAUUUCACGAUCAUUCGUGAGGAAUUCCUACCGAACAAGGAACGACCAUGCGACAUCUGCCAGCAAAUGGGCCAUGAGAUGAAGGACUGCACCGGAUUGCAGUCUGAGGGGGAGGUGGCCAACCAAACACCAGCAGCGCUGGGCAAGGAGACGCAGUUCAUAUUUGUGCGCCUGAAUGUGCUGAAGGAGUACCUGCAGAAGGAGCUUGACAUGCCAAAUCUCCCGUUCACGUACGAUUUCGAUCGCGUCGUUGACGACUGGGUGUUUAUGUGCUUUUUCGUCGGAAAUGACUUUUUGCCACACCUGCCCAGUCUGGAGAUUCGCGAAAACGCCAUCGAUCGGCUGGUGACGCUGUACAAGAAGUGUGUGUACAAAACGCGAGGCUACCUGACCGAUUCGGGCAGUGUGUUCCUGGAGCGGGUGGAAAUGAUCAUGUCUGACCUAGGGUUCGCAGAAGAUGACAUCUUUCGCCAGCGCAAGGUGAGCGAGGAGCGCUUCAAGGAGCGCAAUAAACGAAUGAAACUUCAAAAGGAACGCCAACAAAGACCAAACUUCGAGCAUAUCAAAAACUCUCAGUUUGCGCCGACUCCGCUCGGGCGCGGAAUACAACCGCAGGCGAUCGUCAACCCGCGCCAGGAAGCGGCAAACUUUCGAAUGCGCGGCGCUAGCGGCAACGACGGCGAACGGCAGAAUGCCAACAACAGUACCACCGAACAAGAGGGAUCGCGACCUACAAAGCGGAAAGCAGAGGAACCGCUCAGUACUAGCGCGGCCGAGAACGAGGAACAAGAAACGCCUGACGAGGUGCGGCUGUGGGAGGACGGUUUCAAGGAUCGCUACUACGAGUCUAAGUUUGACGUGACGUCCCUAAACACAAAGUUCCGCCAGACUGUCGCCUGGGAGUAUGUGCGAGGGCUUUGCUGGGUGCUGCGUUACUACUACCAAGGAUGCGCCUCUUGGGAAUGGUACUUUCCGUAUCAUUACGCACCAUUCGCGUCGGAUUUUAAGCAUCUGGAAAACGUGAACACACACUUCGACCGAGGCACGCCGUUCAAACCCCUGCAGCAGCUAAUGGGCGUUUUCCCGGCCGCUAGCCGCAGCCACGUUCCACCACCAUUCGCGGAGCUGAUGGUAGACCCUCGCAGUCCCAUCAUCGAUUUCUAUCCGAUCGACUUCCGCAUAGAUCUGAACGGGAAGAAGUUUGCCUGGCAGGGAGUGGCCCUGCUUCCGUUCGUCGAUGAAAAGCGACUGUUUAAGGCCACGGACCCGAAGGUACCGCUGCUGACGGAAGAGGAACGACUGCGGAACGAGAAUGGCGACGCGAAGCUGUUCCUGCUACCCGGAUCAGCCGGAGCUCGGACGCUGUCCAAGCUGUGCACCGGUGACGAUGUGGAUUACGAGCGCGAGGUACCGGUGGUGGUGGAUUGCCUGCAGGGAUUGGUAAUUCCCACAAAGGAAUGUGUCCCGCAAAACGGUACCCUCCCGUCGCCGAUAUCCGGGCUUUGCGCGGUGCAGGAUAACAGCGUGCUGACGGUGCGCUUUCUGGAUCCAAAGUUUGCGGACGACUUCAUCUUUCCGGCGCGCAAGCUAGAGAAUGCCAAGGAGCAACCGAAGGUGCUCGGUGCCAAGGAUGGGCCGGUGAUUGGAUUCGGGCAGCGCACGGACAGGGCCCAGCUUGGAGCAGCCGGGCAUCGUAUGGUCAACAACCGGCUCGGAUUGGGCUACGGUGGAGGAAGGAAUGAUAACGGAGGAGGCUACGGCGGUAACCGAGGCGGCAACAACUUCCAGGGAAGAGGAAAUCAAGGAGGUAACUAUAGCAACUAUUCCGCCGGCUACAAUAGCAACGAGGGUGGGCAUAACAAUUACAACAGCGGCGGCAACAGCCACCACCAACAGCAGCACCACCAUCAGGGUCGCCAGGGUGGCAAUAGCGCGUCCGGCAACUCCGGCAAUCGGAGCGUGUUCGAGCAGCUCAGCAGCCAGAUCCAGCAGUACCAGCAGCAGAUGAUGAACGAAAUUUCGCGCAACACGUCCACGGGCGGACCGCAGCAGGGUACGGACGCGUCCUCGAACGUCCUGCCGAAUCCGUUCGCUAAUCAGAUCCGGUACGAUUACGGCACCCAGCCGCAGCGCGGGAACAGCUGGACGAACAACAACGGGGGUGCCAGGGGGGGCCACAACUACAACAACCAUCGUGGUGGGGGUGGUGGUGGUGGUGGGCGAGGAGGUGGAAGGAACUUCCAGCACGGCAAUGGAGGCGGUGGUAACAACAACAACAACAACAACCGGUACGGCCAGAACAAUUACGGCUCUUCCGGGGGCGGAAAUAAUCGGUUUAACAAUCAGCGAAGACAGUACUAA
Messenger RNA from Anopheles nili, 3102 nucleotides. It is a transcript of the gene Rat1, whose product is annotated as 5'-3' exoribonuclease 2 homolog. Gene Ontology annotation, molecular function: 5'-3' RNA exonuclease activity; RNA binding. Bases 1 to 3102 code for a protein of 1033 amino acids. Gene Ontology annotation, cellular component: nucleus. Gene Ontology annotation, biological process: nuclear-transcribed mRNA catabolic process. Lineage: Eukaryota; Metazoa; Arthropoda; Insecta; Diptera; Culicidae. The transcript has 3 exons. The record is from RefSeq and is a predicted model, not a curated record.